Coccidioides immitis RS is the source of this 321-nucleotide messenger RNA. RefSeq lists its product as uncharacterized. The transcript has 2 exons. Bases 1 to 321 code for a protein of 106 amino acids. NCBI's taxonomy places the organism in Eukaryota, Fungi, Ascomycota, Eurotiomycetes, Onygenales, Onygenaceae. The record is from RefSeq and is a predicted model, not a curated record.
AUGCCGCAAGUGCAGCAGCGGUCACGGGCGGCUGACGGCAGCAUUUUCGAAUAUUUCACGCCUGGAGGCUUGCCCGGCGAUGGCAGUGUACAUGCGUACAUGGAUGAAUUCGGGCCAUGCAGUACUCCCCCCGAAGAGCAGCAAACACGGCGAAUCCAAUGGUUUCCGGAGCGUGCGUCGGGGGUGUGGUGGCAAGUGGAAGGUACACAGCGAGACCUUAACAUCAAGCUCCCGGUAACCUUCCUAUUGGGCUUUGUGGGGGAAAGUGCAGCGCCACAACCGGCUGUGAUUGGCUGCUCCCUCCCCGAGGGACAGGCUUGA